Paramecium sonneborni is the source of this 263-nucleotide messenger RNA. The record is from the annotation of a GenBank genome assembly. NCBI's taxonomy places the organism in Eukaryota, Ciliophora, Oligohymenophorea, Peniculida, Parameciidae.
AGUCAAUGUAAGUUAAUCAUCAAAAGGAUCAACUUGUUAAUUAAAAACAAAACAUUCAUCUUUCUGAAGCUUUGAUACAUUCAUAAAGAGACAUAUCUAAUAAUUUAUUGUAAGGCAAAAUACUGAUUAAUUCUCAUAAAAAAGAAUAUGCAAGACCGAACAUUUUUAAGUUUGAAAAGCAUAUAUAAUUUUAUAGAAAUCAAAAAAAAACGAUCUUAUUUUAAAAGUCAUCUUCAAAUAAAUUAAUAUCUUUGAAGUUAUGA